Messenger RNA from Pungitius pungitius (ninespine stickleback), 3397 nucleotides. RefSeq names its product complement component 7b (gene c7b). Lineage: Eukaryota; Metazoa; Chordata; Actinopteri; Perciformes; Gasterosteidae. The transcript has 18 exons. Bases 85 to 2631 code for a protein of 848 amino acids. The record is from RefSeq and is a predicted model, not a curated record. Gene Ontology annotation, cellular component: membrane attack complex. Gene Ontology annotation, biological process: complement activation. Gene Ontology annotation, molecular function: protein binding.
CUCUGUGUCUGUAGUCUCCUCCCCCUGCUGAUUAUAUAACCCUUAGUGUUCCAGUGCUGGACCAGACGAGGGCUGGAGCACAUCAUGAAGUUGGAUUUAGCUGCAGCGUUGUCUUCUGUGACAUUGUUGGUCAUUUCUUGGUCUCCAGUUUGCUGCCAGCAGCCUGUAAACUGCAGAUGGGGCGCUUAUGGAGAAUGGUCUGAGUGUGAUGGCUGCUCCAGCACAAAGGUGCAGACUCGGCAUGUGGAGGUGUACGCCCAGUUUGGGGGCCGCCCAUGUUCAGGGGAAGCCACAAGAACACAGUCAUGUGUCCCACAAAAAGGAUGUCCCUUGGCGACAGGCUGUGGAGACCGAUUCCGCUGUACAUCUGGUCAAUGUAUCAGCCAGUCUCUGGUGUGUAACGGAGACCAAGACUGUGAUGACGGCCUGGAUGAGAGAAGCUGUGAUCAAGAUGGCAGCAAGUACACAUGUGACCUUGACAAGGCACCUCCAAGCUCUGACUUCCCCGGCAGAGGGUACAAUGUAUUGACAGGCAAACUGAGAGCAGGUGUCAUCAACACCCUCAGUUUUGGAGGGCAGUGCAGGAAGGUGUUCAGUGGUAACCAUAAAGCCUAUUACAGACUGCCACAGAACAUCCUAGGGUACAGCUUCGAGGUGACCGUAAACAAUGAGGAGAGUGACGAAUCCUACGAGAGCUCCUGGUCCUACAUGCAACACAUCCAGGCCAACUCACUGGUGGGACAUGACCGACGAACUUUCCACAAAGAGCUCACUGACAAUAAGGCUUACAGACUUAUAGUCCUGAAGAAUAAAGUGGAGCUGGCCCAGUUCCAAAACACCGCCCCUCAGUAUCUGCCUCUGGCUGAAGGCUUUUGGAAGGCCUUGUCCUCGCUGCCGUACACGUACGACUACUCUGCCUACCGCCAGCUGUUGGAGACGUACGGCACACACUACCUCUCAGAGGGCUCACUUGGAGGCCAAUACCAGGCCUUCUUGGAGUUUGACCGCCAGGCUCUCGAAUCAACCCAAACUACAAAUAUCGAUUACCAGAGGUGUUGGAGAAAAGUGAAACGCCGUUUAUUCUGGAAGAAAGUGACAACCGUCUGUGAAAAACUAACAAAAGCUUUGUCAUCCAGCUACGGACAAAAAGUGAACAAAAUGCCCAUAAAGGUCAACGUGAUUGGGGGAGAUCCAACCUUUAUAGGUGCUCUAAGUCUUCUAGAUCUGGAGAACCCAGAACUUAACGGGGAGAUCUACGAAAACUGGGCAUCAUCUGUCAAAGACUUCCCUGAAGUCAUAGACCAGAAGCUGCGUCCUCUGUAUGAGCUGGUGAAGGAGGUGCAGUGUGCAGGGUUGAAGAAGCUCCACCUGAAAAGAGCCACCGAGGAGUACCUGACGGAGGAGCAUCCCUGUCACUGCCGGCCCUGCCAGAACAACGGCCGGCCUCUUCUGACGGGCUCAGAGUGCCGCUGCAUCUGCCGUCCGGGAACCUCAGGACAGGCCUGCGAGAGCGGAGCCGUGAUCGGAGAACAACCAGGGGUAAUCCAUGGCAGCUGGAGCUGCUGGUCCUCCUGGGGAUCCUGCUCUCAGGGUCAAAGGUCAAGGACCAGAAGUUGCAACAACCCCGCCCCCAGCAGAGGUGGCCAACAGUGCUCCGGACUGCAGCUGGAGCAGAAGCCCUGUGAGGAUGCAGCCAUUCAGUUCUUGCAGACGAUUGAGCCUCAGUGCUUCAACCUCUCUGUAAAUUCACCAAAGACAUGUGGAGCGCCUCCAAACCUCAGGAACGGAUUUAUUCAGAAUCCCAGAGACAUUUACCUGGUUGGAAACAUAGUGGAGUACUCGUGCAUACAAGACUAUUACCUCAGUGGAGACGCCAGGGCUCAUUGCACUGAAAACCAGAAGUGGAGGACAGGAGAGUUGGUUUGUAAAAGUUCCACAUGUGGGAUUCCUCCACUCAACGGCCAGGUUAUAGCCAUGUCCACGCAAGCAGCCUAUCAGAUUGGAGACAGAGUGUCCCUCUCCUGUCCGGUGGGGUUGGUUCUGGAUGCUGACGUGUCAGAGAUCAUGUGCACUUCCAGUCUGGAGUGGUCUCCUUCACCAACCAGUGUUCAUUGUAAAGCCGAGCUGAGUGGAGCUACGGAAUCUGGUUUUCAUAUUCACUGGGUGUUCUUCUCCUCAGUUCCAUCAGCUGCACCUCCACCAUCUGGCCUGCAGUGUAAGCCGUGGGAGGAUGUAGGAAAAACUGAGUGUGUGUGUAAAAUGCCCUCUCAGUGCCCGAUUUCUCUGAAGUUGUGCGCCAGACUCGGCUCCAGCCGAACCCGUUUGCUUAGCGUUUGUCAGCUUGGAGCUCUGCAAUGUAAUGGGAGAAGCUUUGAGUUGGCCAAUGACAUCGAUUGUGUUUGGCCAGAGGAGACAUCCACUUCCUGCACGCAUUGCAAACCAGGAACGAUCUGUCAGGAAUCGAAGUGCGUUUGUCAGAACAUAACAGAGUGCCCCAACGACUCCGCCUCCCUGUGCGUGAGAUCUGGUGUUGGCGGUGUUGCCAAAGCGAUGACCGAAUGUGAGGUGGGGGCCAGACGGUGUGCUGGGGAGAAGGUCAAUGUUUUCAGUAUUGAAGCUUGUCCAGAAUAAAGAUAGCUGAUCGUUUAUUUUACUGAGCGGCCUUCCACUGUACAUAAAGGAGGGAAAAUAUUUCUCUAUUUCUUCUUGUAAGCAAUUAAAAAACAUAUUGCUCGCACUGGAACUUCCGUAAAUAUGUUCCUCUGCAAUCUUCCUCUUUUGUGUCUUUUUAUAAUUGUCACGAAGGACUGAUGAUAGGCAAGUGAUGCAUAGUCAAAUACUACUGAAUGGAGAAAAUGUUCCUUGUGUGUGUGCCAAUGAAUUGCACUUUAGAGACCUGCAGUGUGCGGACUGAUAAAAGACAACAUACAGCAUGUGAAAAAAAACUGUUUUGUUCUAAUGUCAUGAAAUUGAUUGUUUUUAUAAAACCGCUUUUCAAUACAUCUUUGUUCUGUUGUUUUGUGUUUGUGUGCGAGUGUGUUUGUGGGGGAGGGAGGGUUGCAAUGUGCACAACAAAUCAUUCAUUUGAGUUUUCUAAGCAUAAGGACAGCACAAUAUUGCAUUUGAAACAGCUUUAUUUCCCAAUAGGAAGGAAGGAAAGCUUCUGUGUUUGUAUAUUUAGUUUCAUUACAUCACUUUUUAUUAAAGUAAUACAGUAGUUUUAAGGUCACUAAAGCUGCGUACACACACAAUGCAUAUACAACAUAUAGUUAUAGUAAUACAAUGAUCACGUUUAAAGAAUUUAGAGUUGCUCCAUCUUCUCAGUUGGGUGUGAGUUGCUUUGGGUCCGUGGACCCCAUUUCACUUGCCAGUCUCGGUUUAUUUAUUUUUUUAAGAA